This is a messenger RNA of Talaromyces marneffei, 1080 nucleotides long. RefSeq lists its product as uncharacterized. Bases 1 to 1080 code for a protein of 359 amino acids. Gene Ontology annotation, molecular function: low-affinity zinc ion transmembrane transporter activity. Gene Ontology annotation, biological process: zinc ion import across plasma membrane. The transcript has a single exon. Gene Ontology annotation, cellular component: plasma membrane. The record is from RefSeq and is a predicted model, not a curated record. NCBI's taxonomy places the organism in Eukaryota, Fungi, Ascomycota, Eurotiomycetes, Eurotiales, Trichocomaceae.
AUGGACACCUGCGACACCUCCAAUGGCUACGAUGGCCGCAUGGGACUGCGUAUAUCCUCCAUCUUCGUCAUCUUAGCAGGCUCCCUGUUCGGCGCCGUCUUCCCUGUUCUCGCCAAACGACUUGGCGGAGAUGGCAUCCCCUCAUGGGCGUUUUUCAUUGCCAAAUAUUUCGGGUCAGGGGUCAUUAUUGCCACGGCUUUUAUCCAUUUGCUUGCUCCUGCCGAGGAGGCGUUGACGAAUCCUUGUCUGACUGGCCCAAUCACGGAGUACAGUUGGGUUGAGGGGAUUGUGUUGAUGACGAUUGUAGUGAUGUUUUUUGUGGAGUUGAUGGUGAUGCGGAAUUCUUUUCCGGAUGGGCACGGACAUGGACAUUCGCAUGAUGAGGAGGACCAUGAACGUGGGGCGCAUUCUCAUUCGCAUUCACAAUCGACUCUGCGGACUCCAGAUGCUGAUGCGAUAACGACCGAAUCGCCGAUCUGCAAUUCUCCCAAAGAACAUGAGCAUGUCCCUGGCAACGACCAUCUCAGUCAUACCCGGGACCACCACGAUCUGGAGUCGGACAAAUCACCGCUAAUCUCCGCCGAGGACUAUGCAGCCCAACUCACGGCUGUGUUCAUUUUAGAAUUCGGCAUCAUUUUCCAUUCCGUCUUUAUCGGAUUGACGCUUGCCGUCUCAGGCCAAGACUUCGUAACGCUCUACGUCGUGCUCGUCUUCCAUCAAACCUUUGAAGGCUUAGGUCUCGGCUCGCGAUUAGCAACUCUACCCUGGCCAAAGUCCAAACGCUUCACCCCUUAUCUUCUGGGAAUUGGAUAUGCAAUCUCCACACCCAUUGCAAUCGCAAUCGGCCUAGGUGUACGAAACACAUACCCCCCCGAUGGUCGCACAACGUUGAUUGUCAACGGCGUCUUCGAUUCAAUUUCAGCCGGAAUUUUGAUCUAUACCGCCCUUGUCGAACUCAUGGCCCACGAGUUCAUGUUCAGCACAUCCAUGCGACGAGCGCGGCUAAGUACUGUGCUGUGGGCAUUUUUCCUAAUAUGCCUUGGUGCUGCACUGAUGGCAUUAUUGGGUAAAUGGGCUUGA